CGCGGACAUCUCCAUCUGCCGGUGUACGACAUUGUACAUAUAUACUCAAGUAAACUCGGUGCCUCCUGAACAUGAGCACUGACAUGGGCUCACGAAGAUGCAAGUUUGCUGAACGUACAUCAUAUCUCCACAGCUCACCCGAGAGCUGUCCGGAAGUGCAUUGGCCUGGACACCGCUUCGGCAGUUGACCGGUCGUUGAAAUCGUUGUAUGAUCAGGAGGAAUGAUGCAAAAGAGUCACGAGGUCAAUCUGGGACGGUGACUGAAUGUUAUUACACAAGAGCUGUGCGACUUCUACCUACCAUCCUUCUCGCUACUGGUCUUCGAUGUUCGAACCAUCCCAGACCUCCUCAGUUGUCCCCACGCAACAGAUUUUAAGCGGCGCCCUCAAUACUACGAUAGGCCAGGCGGUAUUCAAUAACGUCGGUCGUGAUCAGAAUUAUUUUACUGGAAACCCACUUUGGGAAGCGAUCGCAGACGUCGGAGCUUCCCAUAAUUCCGAACAACAGGUUGACCGCGGCCGUUGUCUCCCUGGAACUCGUGAAACAGUGCUCAAGCUUACAUCAGGAAAAACCCAAAUUGUGAAUUCGCCGUAAUUAACGCUAACCUUGUAAUUCACGCUUAUUGCUGUGCUUAGUCGUAAUUUGUUGUAGGUCAAUUAAAUUAAGUUACAGUGGGAACUAAAAUUUAAGGCUGCUUCUAUGCUGUUGGUGUGGUUGAUAACCAGCUUAUAACAGUCAGGAUCCAGAACCUGGCAUGACAAGCU
This is a messenger RNA of Marasmius oreades (fairy-ring Marasmius), 764 nucleotides long. RefSeq lists its product as uncharacterized. The record is from RefSeq and is a predicted model, not a curated record. The transcript is spliced from 4 exons. The coding region runs from base 265 to 594 and encodes 109 amino acids. Lineage: Eukaryota; Fungi; Basidiomycota; Agaricomycetes; Agaricales; Marasmiaceae.